Aphidius gifuensis is the source of this 5002-nucleotide messenger RNA. It is a transcript of the gene Egfr, whose product is annotated as epidermal growth factor receptor. The record is from RefSeq and is a predicted model, not a curated record. Lineage: Eukaryota; Metazoa; Arthropoda; Insecta; Hymenoptera; Braconidae. Gene Ontology annotation, molecular function: ATP binding; transmembrane receptor protein tyrosine kinase activity. Gene Ontology annotation, biological process: positive regulation of kinase activity; cell surface receptor protein tyrosine kinase signaling pathway; multicellular organism development. Gene Ontology annotation, cellular component: signaling receptor complex; basal plasma membrane.
AAAAUAAAAAAAAAUCAAGACACCCGAGCAACAUGACAACUCAAAUCUUCAAGAAAAUUCCAGCUACUUUGAAGUGAUUCUACAGCAUCAUCUAGGAUCAUCAUCAAUAUAUCAAUCGAAUAUGAAGACAAUCAUGAGGAGAGACGUGAGCUUGAUAUUAUAAAGCAAUGGACACCAAAGUUGAUAAAAAAUUUGUCCAUAAAAAUUUUGUGUUUAUUAAUAAACAAGAGGUCAAUGUUGAAAUGACCAUUAUUGAAAAAGUGGUAUGAAAUCUAAUCAUGGUCAACUACCGACAUCAGCUAUUAUGGCCAUUGUCGUUAAUUAUUAUAAUAAUUUACACAUUUGUUGCUGCGACAUUAGGUAGCAAAAAUGUCAACACUGAUAUCGACUCGGAAUUUGUCAAAGGAAAAAUAUGUAUCGGUACAAAUGGACGAAUGUCAGCGCCAUCAAACAAAGAUCAUCACUAUCGUAAUUUACGUGAACGUUAUACAAAUUGUACUUAUGUUGAUGGAAAUUUGGAGAUAACAUGGCUAAAUAAUGACACCCUGGAUUUAAGUUUUUUGCACAAUAUACGUGAAGUUACUGGCUAUGUAUUGAUAAGUCAAGUUGAUGUUAAACGUGUUGUUCUACCACGUCUACAAAUAAUACGUGGUAGAACACUAUUUAAAUUACAAACAAAUGAUAAUGAAUUUGCGCUACUUGUAACACUAUCAUCAAUGUAUAAUUUAGAAAUGCCAGCAUUGCGUGAUGUAUUAAAUGGUGAUGUUGGAAUGAUUAAAAAUUUUAAUCUAUGUCAUAUUAGAACAAUAAAUUGGGAUGAAAUAAUAACUGGACCAAAAGCAAAAUAUACAUAUGUUUAUAAUUUUACAACAAAUGAAAGAGUAUGUGAAAGUUGUGAUGGUUGUCAAGCUGGUUGUUGGGGUGAAGGUGUUGAUAAUUGUCAACAAUUUUCAAAAGUAUAUUGUGCUGAUCAAUGCUGGCAGGGUAGAUGUUUUGGUAAUGAACCACGUCAAUGUUGUCAUUUAUUUUGUGCUGGUGGUUGUACUGGUCCAAAACAAAGUGAUUGUCUUGCUUGUAAAAAUUUUUAUGAUGAUGGAGUUUGUAAACAAGAAUGUCCACCAAUGCAAAAGUAUAAUCCAACGACAUAUUCUUGGGAAGCGAAUCCUGAUGGUAAAUACGCUUAUGGUGCGACAUGCGUGAGAGAAUGUCCAGAUCAUUUAUUGAAAGACAAUGGUGCUUGUGUAAGAUCUUGUCCGCCUAAAAAAAAAGCACACAAUGGUGAAUGUGUACCAUGUGAUGGUGCAUGUCCAAAAACAUGUCGGGGAGUUGAAAAAGUACAUGCUGGUAAUAUUGAUAGUUUUAAAGAUUGUACAAUUAUUGAAGGUUCAUUAUCAAUAUUAGAUCAAAGCUUUCAAGGUUAUCAAGAAGUAUUUAAUAAUUAUUCAUUUGGACCACAUUAUGAAAAAAUGCAUCCAGAUAAACUUGAAGUAUUUAGCACGCUCAAAGAAAUUACAGGUUUUUUUAAUAUACAAGGUUAUCAUGAAGACUUUAAAAAUUUAUCAUACUUUAGAAAUCUUGAAAUAAUUGGUGGUAGAACAAUAACUGAAUAUUUUGGUGCACUUUAUAUUCUUAAAACAUCAUUGGUAUCAUUAAAUUUACGUUCAUUAAAAACAAUAAGAUCUGGUGCUGUUAUUAUUACUGAAAAUAAACAUCUUUGUUAUGCACAAAAUAUUGAUUGGUCAAAUAUUAAAAAAUCAUUAAAUCCAAUGCAUGAAAAUAUAUUACAUCCAAAUAAAAACAAUGAUGUAUUGAAUAGCCAAAUUGUUAAAACGUAUCUGUUGAUGUGUCAGCACCAGGAAAAUCUUGUGUAUCCAGAAUCAAAAUGUACAAAAUGUAUGUAAAUGAGUUGUCCAGAAUCAAAAUACAAUUAUAAUGGUGAAUGUAAAGAGUGUCAUGUUAAUUGUGUUGGUGGUUGUACUGGUCCAUCAAGUAAAAUUGGUCCUGGUGGUUGCAAUAGUUGUGAAAAAGCAAUGAUGAUUGGUAAUAUAACAACAGAUUGUUUACCAAAAUCUACACCAUGUCCAGAAAGUUAUUUUUAUAGAUUUAUACCACCACAAGAAUCUGGUCCAUUAAAAUUUUUAGCUGGUAAUGGUGUUUGUCGUAAGUGUCAUCCACACUGUAAAAAAUGUAAAGAAUAUGGUACACAUCAACAAGUAUGUGAAGUAUGUGCAAAAUAUAAACGUGGUGAACAAUGUGAAGAAGAAUGUCCACCAGAUCAUUAUGAAGAACCACAAUUAUCAACAAAUGAAUCAAAACCAAUAAUAUGUAAACCAUGUUAUUCAGAAUGUCGUAGUUGUUAUGGUCCUGGUCCUGAUAAAUGUUAUAAAUGUAGAAAUUUACGUAUUUAUGAUGAUAAUAUUAUUGAUAAUACAACAAAAUUUAAUUGUACAGCAAUGUGUCCAAUUGAAUAUCCACAUAAAAUAUAUGCUGAAGUUGAACCAUAUUGUUCAGCUGAUCCAAUUGGUUUAGGUUUACAAUUUGAUAAUGAAUUACAACCAGCAAUAUUUGCUGUACUUGGUGUAUUUGUUAUAAUGUCAAUGGUUGCAAUGGUAUGGGUAUGUCAAUAUCGUUUAAAUACAAAAGCUAAAGAAAAAACAGUACAAAUGACAAUGGCAUUAACUGGUCUUGAUGAUAAUGAACCCCUACGACCAACAGGUGUUAAACCAAAUUUAGCAAAAUUACGUAUUAUUAAAGAGGAAGAAUUACGUAAAGGUGGUUUACUUGGUUUUGGUGCAUUUGGUAAUGUAUAUAAAGGUGUAUGGGUACCAGAAGGUGAAAAUGUUAAAAUACCUGUUGCAAUUAAAGUACUAAGUGGUACAAAUACAUCUAAAGAAUUUUUAGAUGAAGCAUAUAUUAUGGCAUCUGUUGAACAUCAAAAUUUAUUACAAUUACUUGCUGUUUGUAUGACAUCACAAAUGAUGCUUGUUACACAGCUAAUGCCACUUGGUUGUUUACUUGAUUUUGUACGUACUUAUAAAGAUAAAAUUGGAUCAAAACCAUUAUUAAAUUGGUGUACACAAAUUGCACGUGGUAUGUUAUAUCUUGAAGAACGUAGACUUGUACAUCGUGAUCUUGCUGCUAGAAAUGUACUUGUACAAACACCAAAUUGUAUUAAAAUAACAGAUUUUGGAUUAGCUAAGUUAUUAGAUAUUAAUGAAGAACAAUAUAAAGCUGCUGGUGGUAAAAUGCCAUUAAAAUGGCUUGCACUUGAGUGCAUACAACAUCGUAUAUUUACACAUAAAUCAGAUGUAUGGGCAUUUGGUAUAACAAUAUGGGAAGUAUUGACAUACGGUGGUAGACCAUAUGAAAAUAUACCAGCAAGAAAUGUUCCUGAGUUACUUGAAAAAGGUGAAAGAUUACCACAACCAGCAAUAUGUACUAUUGAUGUUUAUAUGAUUAUGAUUAAAUGCUGGAUGUUGGAUGCUGAAUCAAGACCAAGUUUUAAAGAAUUAUCUGAUGAUUUUGCCAAAAUGUCAAGAGAUCCAGGACGUUAUCUUGCUAUUAAAGGUGAUAAAUAUAUGAGACUGCCUUCUUACACAAUACAGGAUGAAAAAGAAAUGAUUCGUAAUUUAGCAUCAGCAAUGGAUGGUCCAGAGGCAUUAGUUGAUGCUGAUGAAUAUUUACAACCAAAAUCACGUGCACCAUUACCAUUAAGUUUAUCAACAUCAAGUACAUCUGGAUCACCACCAAAUACACCAUUAAAAACAUGUUGGCCAAAUGGUAUACCAACUCUAUCAACUGAUUCACCAACACCACAAAAUCAACAAAAUUGGGAUAGAGAAUUAAUGAGAUAUGGUACAUCACGUGGUAGUGUUGUUAGUACAUCAAAUGAACCAAGUAAUUCAUCAACACAACAACCACAUUAUUCACAUCCAAAUGGACACUGUGCUCAUAUUAUUAAUACUGAUAAUACAAAUUCAACAAGAUAUUGUCUAGAUCCACUUGGAAUGGUUGGAGUUAGAGAUUGUGAUGUAACUGAUGAUUGCUUCGAGGCUAAUGUUGGUGUUGUUCAUCAAGCACAAGUGGGAAAUAUGAAACUUGAUUUACCACUUGAUGAAGAUGACUAUCUUAUGCCUUCACCACAAAUGCAUGCAAAUGCAACACAGUACAUGGAUCUUAUUGGUGAUCCAAAAAUAAAUGAAUUGGAUUCCAAAAGAUUGACAAAUGGCUAUAGAAAAUAUCCAAAUUUUUUGACAAUACCAACAAAUAAAACAUCACUGGAUAAUCCAGAAUAUAUUAUGUCACAAGAUGAAGGUUCAUUGAGUCCUCAAAUAAUUGGUAUUCCAACACCUGAUCUUGAUAAAAUAUUAACAAAUGGUCAAUUUUGUACGACAGUAAGACAACGAAGUUCUGAGGAAGAAUCUGAUCAUGAAUAUUACAAUGAUUUUGAUCGUCUUGAACGUGAAUUACAACCAUUAAAACCACUAAGAAAAAAUGAAACGACUGUAUAAUGUAUACCAACAAAUUAUUAUGUGUUUAUUAUUUUUAUUUUAUUUUAAAUAGUGUUUUUUUUUUUUUUUGUGUUAAAUGAUGGGACUCUUGAAGUACUUAGAGGACGACAAAUUUUGUGAUUAGAUGUGCCAUUAAUUGUGGCUUGUAAAUAUUCGUAAAGAAAAUUAUUGAAAAAAAGAGAAAAAACGAAAAAAAAAAAAAAAAAACAAAUGUUUAUAAUUUUAAAGAAAAAUAUAUAUGUAGAAAUUUAGAUGAUUUUUUUUUUUUUUGCUUUUUUUUAAAUAGAUAUUUUAAGUUUUAUAUAGAUUGAAAGUAAAAAAAAAAGAAAAAUUAUUUCGAUUACGUUGAUAAAUAUUAUUUAAAUAUUAUACAAUAAAUUAUUUUUUAUUAACGUCAAAUUUAUUUUUAAUAAUGAAAUUUUAAAAUCAUGUACGUUAUAAAAUUUAUAUUAUUUUGAUGAUUUUUCAUGCUGCGAAAAAUGUUAAGGAGG